This is a messenger RNA of Aspergillus lentulus, 2220 nucleotides long. Its product is annotated as RNA 5'-triphosphatase domain-containing protein. Gene Ontology annotation, biological process: protein dephosphorylation; 7-methylguanosine mRNA capping. Lineage: Eukaryota; Fungi; Ascomycota; Eurotiomycetes; Eurotiales; Aspergillaceae. The record is from RefSeq and is a predicted model, not a curated record. Gene Ontology annotation, molecular function: mRNA guanylyltransferase activity.
AUGGGCUCCAUUGGUGCGUCUUUGUCGUCACCUCCCUCCCAUCCGGGUCUUUCGAAUACUGGCGCUGCUUUACAGCUCUGGGAGUCGGCCUACGCUGCUUUCUCGAAUCCCACAGCCCUCCUUUCUUUUACUCGCAAAUUUCAAAUCCUUGAUCAGGAUGGAACAUUGAACCGGGGGAAGGUUGCUUUCUUGACUACUUGUAUCAUCACGAUGGCCGGCUGCGGUUUCCUUUCUUCAUUGCUGCGGCGCAAGGGCUCCAAGCGGUCCUCUGGCCGCCAGCGCUUCCGCCGUCGAAUUCAGAAUGACGACUCGAAAACGUCGCCAGGGACCACCACUUCUUCUGAAGAGGAGGAUUAUGACAGCAGUGGCUCACUCCAUCACGGCACGGACGCUGCUUUGCCUCAGGAAAAGGUGACGCACAAACAUCACGAGCGGUCGGCGGACGCUCUCGCCACAGAUCCAGGUAUUUUGAAGAAGCGUUCUUCCUACCUCUCUUAUUCGACAUCCAUCGCCACAUAUCCAUCGAUCAGAACAUUCUUCAGUCCACAUCCACACAUGGACAAACUUCCAACCAAGCCUACACCAAUACCAUUACUGGUUUUUGUACACGGCUUGGGCGGCUCGUUGGCUCAGUUCAGUCUUUUACUAACGAGUUUAGCCAACGUUGGUCCGUGUUUUGGGAUUGACCUGCCUGGGUGCGGACUAUCGACAUUUGCUCCCACGGACUGGGACGCUUAUACCGUCGAAGCGAUGGCGGAACUACUGUUCACAGCUAUUGAACAACAUCGCGACCGGGAGGCGGGCCAGAAGGUCGUUUUGCUUGGUCAUAGCAUGGGGUGCUCUCUUUCCGCUUUGAUGGCAUCAUCCGCGUCGUCGAUUGGGUCAGAGCUGAAGGAACAUAUUUUGGGACUGGUCGCUAUCUGUCCACGCGCAUCUCCCCCAACCCCUGAUGAAGUCGCGUCAUACCGUCGCCUUCUCAGAAUUCCGGAAAGUAUCUUUGAUAUGUGGCGCUAUUGGGACCGACGUGGCGGGCUUCACAGUGCAAGUGUGAACCGGUUAGUCGGCACCGAUGCGGACCCCGAUACAAGGGAGCUUCAGGUGCGCUACAACAAACAAAGCAAAACUCCUGUUUGGAGGCGUAUGGCGUGGGGAACUCUCCCCACCUAUAAUAAGGACGGCAAGGCGAUUGGAGGUAUUCCAGGAGAAGAAGUCUGGGCAGGAGUCAAGACAUCUGUCCUCCUUGUUGCGGGUGAGUCUGAUGCGGUAACCAAGCCUGCGGAACUUCAAAAGCUUCUCAAAUUCCUCGGUGAAGUUGGACCCCAUGCAGAUGUAGGGGCUGAUGGAAGCGCCAUUAUACCUGAUGCGUCCGAAACUCAUGAUACAGUUUCAGCGGCGUAUGAUCGUUUUGCACAUGAAGAGGAAUAUGGUCUCGAAGCACAAACGAGUGAGAAGACAUUAAUCGAUGAUCGUCGAGCCUCGAGUGAAAAGAAACGUGCUGUCAAGACAGUCAUUCUUCCUGCGCCAGCUUCUCAUGCUCUUCUUUACGAUCGUGCAACGUAUCGCACCCUGGCGGGCAUCAUCCAAGAUUUCCUCUCGCAACACAUUGACGAACGCUUGAGUCUUGGAUGGCAGUUGCAGUACAUGAACACCUCUGGCAAGUGGGAUGUUAAAAACCUCGCCAAAUGGAAGAAAGUCACACCUGUGUCUCAACGAAUUGCGAACACCUUUGUCGCGCUUAAGAUGCUGAGAGAGGUCGAUGAAGAGCACAAUCCUGUGCUGUUCUCGCAGAAGUACCGCGACCAAAUUUACGCGGUCAUUGACAUCAGCUACGAGAACCCGGUAUAUAAUCCUGCUUCUCUCGAAAAGGGAGGCAUCCAUUACCAGAAGCACCCCACAGUAUCGAAGAUCCCGCCGACGGCUGACGAGGUUCGAGAUUUCGUGGCUUUGGUAGAUCGGCUUCAGAAUGAGAUCACCGAAAAGAUGAAGAGGUCCGGUAACCCUGACGGUCCCAGGCCUGUGGUUGGAGUGCACUGCCACUAUGGAUUUAAUCGAACCGGCUUCUUAAUUGUCAGCUACUUGAUUGAACGAUUGGGCUUCAGAGUCCAGGAUGCCAUUGAUGAGUUUGAAAGGCAACGACCACCCGGUAUUCGGCACGGACAUUUUAUUGAUACUUUGUUUGUGCGAUACUGUGUUGGGCUCAAGAGGGCGCCUACACUGUAA